CGCGCCAGGAAAGCAAAGCAUCUACAUUUGUGGUUCCGGUAACAGCCACAAAAACUCACAUCAACACUGUGUUUUGCCCCAAACGCAUAUCACACAUCAUCCAGCAUAGAGAAAGAGAAAGAGAGAUCGAUCCUCCAAAUCAAAGAUAUUUCUUCCAACGACAAUCCCAAUCCUUUGCGCCAAUCAACGACCCCACACUCAAAUCUUUCCCACAAUUUUCUCUCUCUUUCUCUCUCCCUUAAACCCCUCUCUUCUGGUCUUGCCAUGCCAGCUUCUCCUUCAGAAAACCGAACCAGAUGGAGGAAGCGCAAGAGAGAUUCUCAAGUCUCUCGGCGCCACCCCAAGCACGAAGAGGAGGAGGAAGACGACGAAGAAAACCCCAAUGCGGAGGAUGACCAUGCAGAACGCGAGUACGAUUCCGAAGAACAAACGCAUCAACACCAAAACCACCCUAAUUCGCAACCACAUGUGGAGACGGAGGUUCUCUCAGAUCAUGGCGUUACCAUUUCUCAGUUUCCGGUGGUGAUAAAGCGCUCCGUGAACCGCCCUCACUCCUCCGUCACUGCAAUCGUGGCUCUGGAGCGAGCCCUUGAGUCUGGAGACAGCAAGGCUCAGAGUUCUCUUGCUCCUCUUGUUAUUGAAAACGUGUCUCACGGUCAGCUUCAAGCCCUGUCGGCUGUGCCAUCUGAUAACUUGGCUUUUGAGGGUGAUUCCUCUUUUGUCAUAAGUCCCCCUGCCAUAUUGGAAGGUCGUGGGGUUGUUAAGCGCUUUGGAACUAAGGUUCUAGUAGUUCCUAUGCAUUCAGAUUGGUUUUCGCCUGCCACGGUGCAUAGGUUAGAGAGGCAAGCAGUGCCACAUUUCUUUUCAGGGAAGACACCUGAUCAUACUCCCCAGAAGUACAUGGAGUGUAGGAACUGUAUUGUUGCUAUGCAUUUGGAGGAGCCUGGGAAGAGGAUCACGGUUUCUGAUUGCCAGGGUUUGUUGACAGGACUUGAUUUUGAAGAUUUGACUCGGAUUGUGAGGUUCCUUGAUCAUUGGGGAAUUAUUAAUUACUGUGUUCAGACAUCGAGACUCGAGUCUCCCAAUGUUAUGUCUUGCCUGAGGGAGGAGCCUAGUGGAGAGGUCCGUGUGCCGGCUGAGGCUUUGAAAUCUAUUGAUAGUUUGAUCAAAUUUGACAAUCCGAGUUGUAAGCUGAAAGCUGAAGAAAUUUAUCCGUCAUUGACUGCACGUAAUAUGGAUGUCUUUGAUCUGGAGGACAGAAUAAGAGAACAUCUUUCGGAGAAUCAUUGCAAUUAUUGUUCUCGUCCUCUUCCUGUUGUAUACUACCAGUCUCAGAAAGAGGGUGGAAUGGAAGCCAAAGUCAUUUCAGUCCAGGUUUCAACUCAAAAAUCAUUCAAUCUGGACAAAACAAAGGAACUUCAUCUACGGCAUUCACAGGUUGAUAUAUUACUUUGCACUGAUUGCUUUCAUGAUGGGAGAUUUAUCAUUGGUCAUUCAAGUCUAGAUUUUCUAAGGGUGGAUUUGACAAGGGAUUAUGGUGAACUAGACGGGGAAAAUUGGACUGAUCAAGAAACUUUACUGCUUCUUGAAGCAAUGGAGAUUUACAAUGAGAAUUGGAACGAAAUUGCUGAGCAUGUUGGUACCAAAUCAAAAGCACAAUGCAUUCUUCAUUUUCUCCGUCUACCCAUGGAAGAUGGAAAAUUGGAAAAUAUUAAUGUUCCGAGCACGCAUUUGUCAUCCAAUGCAAUGGAUAGAGAUGGUAGUGGAAGACUGCAUUGUUACUCAAACGGAGAUACUGCAGGACCUGUCCAUCAAGUGAGAGAUUCUGACAGCCGGCUUCCUUUUGCAAAUUCUGGAAAUCCUGUUAUGGCUUUGGUUGCCUUUUUAGCCUCUGCAGUUGGACCAAGAGUAGCUGCUUCUUGUGCUCAUGCAGCAUUAGCAGUAUUGUCAGUGGAUAAUUCUGGCAGCACUUCACAGGUGGAAGCACCUGGGCAUGAUAAUAGGACAAAUUCCGAAAGCAUACGAUGUCGAGAUGGUGGGUCUCACGGAGAAACAGCGGUAUCAAAUAAUAAUAAUAAUGAGGAUAAGGCUAAGGUACAUGGUUCAUGGGGACUAAAUGAUGGUAGGACAACCCCACUAUCUGCUGAGAAAGUUAAAGAUGCUGCUAAAGCAGGCCUCUCUGCGGCAGCAAUGAAAGCAAAAUUAUUUGCCGAUCAUGAAGAGCGAGAAAUUCAGAGGUUGUGUGCUAAUAUAGUUAAUCAUCAGCUGAAAAGAUUAGAGUUGAAGCUGAAACAGUUUGCGGAAAUCGAAACAUUGUUAAUGAAAGAAUGCGAACAACUGGAGAGAACAAAGCAAAGGUUUGCUGCUGAACGGUCUCGUGUAAUAUCAGCACGUCUUGGAACUGCAGGAGCCACACCAACAAUGGCUGUAUCGGGUGUUGGUCCUUCAAUGGCUAGCAAUGGCAACAACAGGCAACAAAUGAUCUCUGCUUCUCCCUCACAGCCCAGCAUCUCAGGGUAUGGCAGCAACCAAUCACUUCAUCCACAUAUGUCCUUUGCCCCACGACCUUCGAUGUUUGGGUUGGGGCAAAGAUUACCGCUAUCUAUGAUACAACAAUCACAAUCACCUUCUUCAACUGCCAUGUUCAAUGCCCCUAGUAAUGUGCAGCCCACGUCCAAUCAUCCAUUGUUGAGGCCUGUAUCAGGAACAAACUCUGGUUUAGGUUAAAUAGGGGAGUAGAUUUUGAGUUUUGGAACUUAAAAGGUGUAAUUUUCAUGGGUAAUCAUCUAUUUCAGAAAGUGAAGAGGAGGUUAGGUGGAUGUGGGAAGAAAGUUAUUUAGUCUGUAGAUCCUGUAAUUCGUUGAAGUUGAUUGUGAAACUGUGCUUAAAGGAAAAAUAAGUAUCAUGUGAUGUUCCAAA
Messenger RNA from Vigna angularis (adzuki bean), 2919 nucleotides. RefSeq names its product SWI/SNF complex subunit SWI3C. NCBI's taxonomy places the organism in Eukaryota, Viridiplantae, Streptophyta, Magnoliopsida, Fabales, Fabaceae. The coding region runs from base 265 to 2727 and encodes 820 amino acids. The record is from RefSeq and is a predicted model, not a curated record. Gene Ontology annotation, molecular function: protein binding; zinc ion binding. The transcript has 10 exons.